GAUCGCCGCUUGGUGUUGCUCCGCGUACUGGAGCAGUCUAGCGGUUAUGCUGCCAACGCCUAUGUACUUAUGAGCAUGCUGGACAGUACUGGCCACCGCGCCAGCCACGAGGAGUUGGAUGCAGACCUAGUCUGGCUGCAAGCCCAAGGGCUGAUAGUGCUGGAGUCCGUUGCCGACGUUGUGAUCGCCACAAUUACCCGCAAAGGGGUGGAUGUGGCCCUAGGUAAGGCUAUUGUGCAGGGCGGGUUUGAUAUGGGCCGCAAGUCUACAGUGGCAGUGCUGCCUGAGGAGGUGGUGACUCAGAUCAACCGGUUAAUACGGGACGGCUGCACCAUCGAUGAGAUUUUGCGUGCCCUGGCCCCGCUGGGGGCUGAGGUUUCGCGCUCAGCCAUGGGCCGCUAUGUGAAGAGCGCCCGCGAAUCUAUGGAGAAGUACCGACAAGCCCAAGAGGUGGCCAAG
Darwinula stevensoni is the source of this 459-nucleotide messenger RNA. The record is from the annotation of a GenBank genome assembly. NCBI's taxonomy places the organism in Eukaryota, Metazoa, Arthropoda, Ostracoda, Podocopida, Darwinulidae.